Molecule: messenger RNA, 713 nt
Organism: Dalotia coriaria
Lineage: Eukaryota; Metazoa; Arthropoda; Insecta; Coleoptera; Staphylinidae
Product: peritrophin-1-like
Exons: 2
Coding region: 82-657 (191 amino acids)
Cellular component (GO): extracellular region
Molecular function (GO): chitin binding
Source: RefSeq, a predicted model, not a curated record
AAAUUGCACAGUUAGGCACUCACAGAGCACCACCAAUCAAGGUAGAUUCACUUGUCUUACCAACGAUUUCCCCAGCUCAUCAUGAACUCUGUACUUCAAUUCGCCUGUGUCUGCUUGUUUGUGCAAGUAGCACUUGCUGUCAAGGGACCGGUUCCCGAAGAUGUAUGUGACGCCAUUUGCCCGAUUGACAACCCCAUUGUCGCCAACGUGCAUUUGCCAUAUACUGAUGAUUGCACUAAGUUCUGUCACUGUGCCAAUGAUGGUAACUGGAUGAAAAAUUGUCCCGCUGAACUUCACUUCAACCCCACUCUGAUGGUGUGUGACUGGCCUUACCGUGCUGGUUGUCCGUUUGCAAGCACCAGUUCCGUUGCCCCAACUGCCACCCCAAGUGUAGCACCAACUACACCUACCUCUGCACCCUCUACUCCUACACCCACUGCUACUCCAACUGCUGCUCCAACUGCUUCACCUGCUAAUGUUUGCAAAUCGGUCUGUCCUCCUACCUACCCCAUAGAUGCGAACCUUCAUCUGGCCCACCCUGUAGACCCCCACAAGUUCUGCCACUGUGCCAACGAUGGCCAAUGGGAGAAAGAUUGCGCUGGAGGACUUGUAUUCAACCCAAUUCUUGCAGUUUGCGAUUGGCCUUACAACGUUUAAUUGUAUGAACCCACUGACAAAGAUGCUAUAUAAAUAAAUGCACUGAAAGACAUAAA